Molecule: messenger RNA, 1410 nt
Organism: Juglans regia (Persian walnut)
Lineage: Eukaryota; Viridiplantae; Streptophyta; Magnoliopsida; Fagales; Juglandaceae
Product: actin-related protein 2/3 complex subunit 2A-like
Exons: 10
Coding region: 168-1142 (324 amino acids)
Biological process (GO): actin filament polymerization; Arp2/3 complex-mediated actin nucleation
Cellular component (GO): Arp2/3 protein complex; actin cytoskeleton
Molecular function (GO): actin filament binding; structural constituent of cytoskeleton
Source: RefSeq, a predicted model, not a curated record
AUUUCAGUAUUAAAUACAGUAACAUAAGCCUAAGAUCGAAAAAGAAGUAGAAAAAGAAUCUCAAUUCCAAUUCCAAUUCCCUCCUUAACACGACAUUGCAGAUCCUCCCAAGGCCCGGUCAAUUGUUUGCUCUCUCCGACGCGCACAGAAACAGCCUCUUGGACUCCAUGAUACUGCUGCAGUCUCAUUCCAGAUUUCUCCUUCAGACCUUGCUGAAUCGAGUUCAGAAUCUUGAGAAAGGAGUUGAAUUUGAUAACCAUUGGGUUGAGUUUGAUGAUGUUCGUUACCAUAUUCAGGUUUCAUUGAAGAAUCCACACAUUUUGCUGCUGUCAGUGUCAUUACCCACUCCUCCUCCAGAGGCCAUCUUCUUUGGUGGACUUCCUUCCGGAGCUAUUGAAGCUAUAAAAGCUGCAUACGGUGUGAUUGUUCAAAUUCUUGAUCCUCCAAGGGAUGGAUUUAACCUCACACUGAAACUGAACUUAUCCAAACUUCCUCCAGAUGAAGGGUACAAACAUGCUCUUCUGGUAAAGAUUGCAUCUAUAAGGGAAACAGUACUUGGUGCUCCAUUGAGAGUAAUUCUAAAGCAACUUGCAGCAAGGACUGCUGCUUCUAAUAUGGAUCGGCGUUUUGCCAUUGUACAUCGUCCGAAUGAGUCCUUUUUCCUUGUUCCUCAGGUAGGAAAAAUGAUGGUGAUGUUUCCUAUGAGAUUUAAGGACUCCAUAGAUAUUGUUCUUGCCACUUCCUUCCUGCAGGAGUUUGUGGAAGCAAGGCGUACAGCUGGACUUAAUAAUGCCCCUUCUUGUAUGUGGUCUCCAUCUCCUCCUUUAGAACUGAAGGGAGCUCCUGCUGAAACAUUAUCGGCAAAUGCAGGAUUUGUUACAUUUGUUAUCUACCCGCGUCAUGUAGAAGGCAAAAAGCUGGACCGUACAGUUUGGAGUUUAUCUACCUUUCACACCUAUGUUAGUUAUCAUGUUAAAUGCUCAGAGGGCUUCAUGCAUACAAGGAUGCGGCGUCGUGUGGAGUCUUUGAUUCAGGCUCUAGAUCGUGCCAAGCCCGAGUUGGAGAAGUCAAAGAAAACAGUGCUAAGCAGAUCCUUCAAACGAAUGAGCCUCAAAGAAGGAAGGAUCAAUUCAGAUUCAUAAAGCCUUACUGGGUAGAAGACGGAUGCUCAUGUUUGGGCUCCAAGAAGCCCAUCGUCCAAGGCAUUGUUUGCGCUAUGCAAGGGAAGACACCCCCAAAUGCUCUUGUUUUAUUUUGUUAUGAAAAAAAAAAAAAAAAGAUCAGAGAAAACAUAUUUAUUCAGUUGCUAAUAUGUUACAAUUUUGUUUGUGGUUUCGUACUUUCAUUGAACGUGAAGUGAACUGUGCUGUAUUUUGAGGUCUAUAUAAGUAUUUUCUUCCUGGUUUGAAA